UCUCCUCCCUCACAAGUAGCCCACGCAAAAAAAGGAAAACUAGAGAGGGAAAAAAAAAAUGAUGAAGGAGGAGAGUACCACUACUAGUGUUCUGGAAUUGGGAAGCAACAACGGCAAGAAGUCGGCCCGCUCGCACGACCGUGCGUGGGUGUGCGAGGCGUGCGAGAGCGCCCCGGCGGCCUUCAUCUGCAAGGCCGACGCCGCGUCACUUUGCGUCGCCUGCGAUGCCGAGAUCCACUCGGCCAACCCCCUCGCUCGCAGGCACCACCGAGUCCCUAUUAUGCCUGUAGCCGGAUGCCUAUACGGGCCCCCGGCCGUGGAUCCAUGCCUUGGGCCUGAUGCCGAUGACGGGUUCUUGACCCAUGAGGGGGUCGACGACGAGGACGAUCAAGAUGAGGCAUCUUCGUGGUUGUUGCUCAAUCCAGUUAAGCAUAACAAUACUAAUAACCAGACUGGUACUGGGUUUUUGUUCGGAGGAGAAGUGGUGGAUGAGUACCUGGACCUUGAGGAGUACAAUUCGGGUCAAGAGAAUCAUCAGUGCACAGAAGAGUACAAUAACCAGCAGCAGCUGAAGUAUGGUAAUGUUGUUGUUCCUCAGAAACGCUAUGGAGGUGAUAGUGUUGUGCCAGUUCAGAGUGUAGAUACAAAGGGUCAGAUUCAGCAGCAGCAAUAUCUUAGUUAUCAGAUGGAGAUGGUGGAGUAUGAGAACCCCAAAACUGGGUAUGGCUACCCUGCAUCAAUAAGUCACAGUGUCUCCAUGUCAUCAAUGGAUGUUGGUGUUGUUCCAGAAUCCACAAUGAGUGAUGUCUCAAUUUCAAACCCGAGACCUCCCAAAGGGACAAUUGAACUUUUCUCGAGCCCUCCUACUCAUGUGGCUACCCAACUAACUCCCAUGGACAGGGAAGCAAGAGUCCUAAGAUAUAGGGAGAAGAAGAAGACGCGGAAGUUUGAGAAGACAAUUAGGUAUGCCUCAAGGAAGGCGUACGCAGAAACAAGACCUCGGAUUAAAGGCCGAUUUGCAAAGAGAACAGAUGUAGAAGUUGAAGUUGACCAGAUGUUUUCCACAACACUAAUGGCAGACGGUGGAUAUGGCAUCGUUCCAUCAUUUUAAAUCUGGAAACAAGGGCCUCGCACGCGGUGGUGCUGUUCGGGGGCUCUCUGAGAGUUACCAGCUACUAUUUCUAAAGCUACGUUGUUACUGUAUCUCCCUUAAUCUAAUUUGUUUGGCUAGUAAUGGAAAAUAUGCUUACUAAUUCUGUAAA
This is a messenger RNA of Rhododendron vialii, 1262 nucleotides long. RefSeq names its product zinc finger protein CONSTANS-LIKE 2-like. Gene Ontology annotation, biological process: regulation of flower development. The record is from RefSeq and is a predicted model, not a curated record. Gene Ontology annotation, molecular function: zinc ion binding; protein binding. NCBI's taxonomy places the organism in Eukaryota, Viridiplantae, Streptophyta, Magnoliopsida, Ericales, Ericaceae. The transcript is spliced from 2 exons. Bases 59 to 1111 code for a protein of 350 amino acids. Gene Ontology annotation, cellular component: nucleus.